CCUCCCACCAGCAAAGAAAUGGCCACGAAAAUCGACAAAGAGGCGUGCAGGGAAGCGUAUAACCUCGUCCGGGACGACAGCACAGACGUGACCUGGGUGACGUUCAAGUAUGAGGGGACCACGAUAGUUCCUGGCCACAGUGGAGUCGACUACGAGGAGUUUACACGGCAAUGCACAGAUGAUAUCCGAUUGUUUGGCUUUGUCCGAUUUACCACCGGCGACGCCAUGAGCAAGCGGGUCAAGUUUGCUCUGAUCACUUGGAUCGGGGAAAGCGUCAGCGGCCUGCAGAGAGCCAAAACAGGAACGGACAAGACUUUGGUUAAAGAAGUAGUACAGAAUUUUGCCAAAGAGUUUGUGAUCAGCGACCACAAGGAACUGGACGAAGACUACAUCAAGGGCGAGCUGAAGAAAGCCGGGGGUGCGAAUUACGACGCGCAGGCGGAGUGACCGCGCGGCGGCUUCCUGGGGCCCCGA
Euleptes europaea (tarantolino) is the source of this 474-nucleotide messenger RNA. RefSeq names its product coactosin like F-actin binding protein 1 (gene COTL1). Gene Ontology annotation, biological process: regulation of actin filament polymerization. The transcript is spliced from 4 exons. The record is from RefSeq and is a predicted model, not a curated record. Gene Ontology annotation, cellular component: cortical actin cytoskeleton; actin filament; plasma membrane. Gene Ontology annotation, molecular function: actin filament binding. Bases 19 to 447 code for a protein of 142 amino acids. NCBI's taxonomy places the organism in Eukaryota, Metazoa, Chordata, Lepidosauria, Squamata, Sphaerodactylidae.